AUGAGAGAAGAUGCAGCAAGAAGUCUUGAGGCAGCAGUUAAGAAGCUAACGGACCAGAUUGCUGCACUGCAGCAGCAGCAGCAGCAGCAGCAGAAGCAGCAGCAACAGCAGCAGACCCUGCAUCAAGAACUUGACAAACGUACGUCUAAAACUGCCGAGGAGUUACGCUCGCAGCAGCAGCAGCAGCAGCAGCAGCAUGCGCAGCUAAAGAGUGAGCAGCAGAAGCAGAAGGAGCAGCAGCAGCAGCAGCAGAAGCAGCUAGAUGCGGUGUCUCUGCAAUAUAAGCAGCUAGCUGAGCAGCAGCAGCAGCUAGCCAAGACAACAGAGAAGCAAACAGCAACACUGCAGCAACUGCAGCAGGAGCUGCUGGAUGUAUUAGAGUUAGGGAGACAGCAGCAGCUGCUGCUGCAGAAGGAGAAGCAGCUAGCUGAGGAGACAGCAGCACUGCAGCAGCAGCAAGCUGCUGAUGUCUCUGCUCUCCUAGCACAGCAAGCGCAGCAGCAGCAGCAACAGCAGCAGCAGCAACUGCAGCAGCAGCAACACUGGGACGAGUACAAGCAGCAUGAGAGCCAGCACCAGCUAUGGAGGAAGCAGCUAGAGGAAGUGCAGCAGCAGCGGCUGCAGCAGCUGCAGCAGCUGCAGCAGCAGCUAGCUGAAUGGAAGCAGCAAAGAGACACAGCAGAUAAGAGCAGCAUGGAGUGUAUAGACACCUUAAAGGCGCAGCAACAGCAACAGCAGCAGCAGCAGCAAGAAGUACUUAGGGAUCAACAAUCUUUAUUUGCUCAGCUACAACAAGUGCAGCAGCAGCAGCAGCAACUGCAGCUGCUGCAGCAGCAGCAGCAGCAGCUACAGGAGCAGCGGCAGCAGCACGACGAUAGAGUUAAAUGGAAGUUAGAGGAAGAAUUAGAGCAUCUAAGGCAGAGGCUUCUUGCUGCAGCAGCAGAGCAGCAGCAGCAGCAGCAGCAGCAGCAGCAGCAGCAGCAGCAGCAACUGCAGCAGCAACAGCAACAGCAGCAACAGGAGCAACAGGAGCAGCAGAAGCAGAAGAAGCAGCAGAAAGACACCACAUCCCCUAAGCAGCCUUCUGCUGCUGCUGCUGCUGCUGCUGCUUCUGUGUCUGAUGUAUCCGAAGCAGAAUCUGUACAACGUGCUGCUGCUGCUGCUCCUGCUGCUGCUGCUGCUGAGGGGAAGAAGCAGCAGCGGCAAAUAGGAGCAGCAGCAGAAGCAGCAGCAAACAGAGCAAAGAAAUCUCUCUCUGGAGAUGCUUCUGUUGCUGCUGCUGUUGCUGCUGCUGCUGCUGCUGCAGCUGCUGCUGCUGCUAGAGGCAGAGGAGGCCCCGAGCCACCACAGCCAACCGGCCCAUUACCAUACAGCACAGCAGCACAACUUGGACUGCAGCAGCAGCAGCAGCAGCAGCAGCUGUUGCUGCAGCAGCUGCAGCAACAGCAACAGCAGCAGCAGCUGCAGCGUGUCUUAGACAGUUGCGGCAGAGUGCUGCCGUCUGUAUGGCCAUUAAGGGAUACAUCAGCAGCAACAGCAGCAGCAGCAGCAGUACCCCCAGCAGCAACAGCAACAGCAGCAGCAGCAGCAGCAGCAGCAGGAAGAGGUAAAAUAGGAGGCAGCGAGCUGCUGCAGCUUGCUGCUGUUGAGUCCUGGGUAUUAAAAGCAAAACUAACAAUUGCUGCAGCAGAGCUGCAGCUGCUGCAGCUCAAGGAAAGAAGAGCAGCAAAAAAAAAAGGCAACAAAAAAAAAGAAUAA
Molecule: messenger RNA, 1758 nt
Organism: Eimeria maxima
Lineage: Eukaryota; Apicomplexa; Conoidasida; Eucoccidiorida; Eimeriidae
Exons: 3
Coding region: 1-1758 (585 amino acids)
Source: RefSeq, a predicted model, not a curated record